AAAAACGUUUGGCUUUGUUGAAAAAGAAAACAAGCGCUAUUCGUUGCUUGUAGCUCUGUAUCAAUUUACAGCAAAAUAAUAAAACCGAUUAAUUACUUAAAUAUCAGAUUUGAAACAGGAUGAUAUUCUUAAGACAUAUAAAAAAGCUACAUAUAUUCAAAAUUUACAUAGUGACAAAUGUUAGGCUACAAAUUUAAAAGAUCUGACAAAGACAAAGAAAUAAAGAGAAAAUAUAUAAUGCUAUUGGUAACGAUGCCCGAACAAUUUUAUUACAGAUACGAGGAGAACCGAGUGAUACACCGAGUACGAUAAUGUCGGAAAUAGACUACAUAAUAGCACCACGAAUACCACGAGGUUUGGCUCCUGCGGUUGAAGGACUUGCACGAGAAAUUUUGCGUCAAAGACCUCGAAACAUUUACGCAUUCGCGGCCCAACAUUUCGCAGAAUUGGUGGAAUUAAGGGAUAAAGAACGUACUGAUGAAAUCGUUCCGAGGAUACUGAAACAUAGAUUGGUUAACGUUCGUGAUGCUGAAAAUCGUAACGAUUAUUUUCGUAGGUGUAAACACAGUAACUUGAUCGAAGAAGCGAUGGUAAUAAGGGAAGCGAAGGAACUAACUACAUCGAGAAAUGCAACGAAAAAAGCUGUGGCAUCGAAGAGAAAAGGAGAGGCGACGAAUAAAAGUGGUUGGUCUAUAAAUAGGACGGUGAAAGGAUUGAAGAAGCAUGAAAAUACAAUUGGAAGAGAAGGUUGGAACAGAGAAUCAAACGGUAAAGAGACGGAGAAAUCAAUUCUUGGUUACUCGGAUCGUCGUUCACCACGAUUUUCGAGUCAAGUUACUUGUCAUCAAUUCGUUCGAUCUUCGUCCGCCGGAAAUAUAUUCGCAAAACGUAUUAAGCGUCGAGAGGUUAAAGAAAAUCACGAACAAUUCUAUACAUUUGUUUUAGAUGAUAAAAGUUACAAGAACGAGAAGAAAGUGACGCGACAAAAAAGUGCCGAUCAAAUCGAAAGAGAUGGCGCGUAUUUUAAGGACACUUGUACGAGCGAACAUAUAGACAUAGACGUUGUUCCGACAGAGGCUAGAAUCUGUCGAAAUUUAAAGGAUCAAUGGAAAACUAUGAUCGAAGAUGAGCGAAAAGAGCAGGAAAAAUUGCAAGAGAAAUUUGGUAAUACGAAAGGAGGUGAUGCCAAAUUAAAUUCCCGAUUGGGAAAGAAGAGCGAAAGAGAAUCGAAAGACAACGAAGUGGAAUCGCGAUCCGAUUCGUCAGAGAGCAACAUAAUUUUCGAGCAUGCGAUGAAAAAGUUGACCAAUGAUGGAACGGUCUCGGUGGUCCUCCCAUCGGUCGUUACGCGACAACAUCCUGUAAAAUGUACAAGGAACAACGUGUACGAAUGUGACGGGAAGGAUAGCACAGGUAAUUUGACAUUGCCACCGAUCUCGAGUGAUGGAUCCAAGUCGACGAAGAGGGGAAGCAAUGUAAUCGGAUUACCCUCUUUGUUAAACGAGGUGGAUGUUCCGUCGAACGAACAAACGAUAUGCUGUCAGGAUUACGAGGAUCCGACAAAUUCAAAUUGGAAUCCUAAGGAUCUGGAAUCGGAGACAGAGCUUAAACCAGCAGAAACUAUCGAAGGUGAGACUUUCGAUUACGAUUCGAAAACAAUUGAAAAAGAACGCAAAGACGAGGAUUUAAAAGGUGGCAAUGUGAACGUAGAUACGGUCCCAUGGAAAUAUCCUCGUGGAAGUAAGUCCGAAGGAAAUGGAAUUCUUGUUAUGACGGGGAAUACGGUGGAGGAAGGUAUCGAUAGACAGCAAAUUCUAGGAGAAGUAGAAAUUAUCCGGCAAUGUUUAAAUUCACCACGGGAGGCGGAUAUCGAGGAAACUUUUAAAGACAGCUUAAACGUAACGCCUGAUUCGAUCGAUCUUCCUCAUUGUCAGAGGGCAGAUUCGUUGGAACAUUUGGAGAACGGGAAAGAGGGAGAGGAGGAUCAGGACCAGGACGAGGAGAAAAAGGAAGAGGAGGAACGAUAUCGACCGAACGAGCUCGAAAGGAAAUUAAUCGAGAUAGAAGCGGUCGAGAGAAGCAUCGAAAAUACGUUGGUCUGUUCUCAGACUAUUCCAAAAGAUAUCGAUGACGAAUUCGUAGCAUCGGAGCGUUCGAAUGAAUUUUCGAUUUUGAAAAAUUUCGAACCGGAGAAACCAGACUGCGUAUACGAAAGGCAGCUAUCGAGCGUAGGAGACGAGUGGACGAAGAAAAAUCCAGAUGAAAGUCAGAGUCCAACGAGCAACGAAGAUGACAGAGAUCGCGACGCUAAUAUCGAGAUCGACUCGAUGGAAGAUGAAAUGCCGAUUGGAAAAAGUUUAGACAGCAACCUUGACUCUGACAACUCGGAAAUUGUGCUUAACGGAAGCAAUAAUAGCGAUGAUCGAGAUACGCGUGACCAUUCUACGAAAGAAGGAGGAAUCGAUCUUUCUUGUUACGUCCUUACCGAAGGUUCCCCUAGUGAAAUACCGGAAACUGUAACCACCGUAAUUAUACCCGAUAAUAUCGUUGACAAUGACAAUGAUAACGAUGUUUGUAAAAUUGAGCUCGAAGAGGGUACGAACGACGAGAUUUGCGUCCCUUUUAACGAGCCAAUCCCAUCUUGGAAUAUCGAAAGAAAGCAGAUAAAGCAUGGGAUUGGAGAAGAGUAUUGCCAAGACAAGAAUCCAUUUGGAGAAUAUAUACAUCCAGAAAGUGCUGUCGACUAUACAACGAACAUCGAUGCUCAUACUUUACGUGGUAUAAAAAAUGCUGCCAAUCGAACGUCUGUUUAUCAAGAAGAUCUUGGAAAUAUCAAAGAGGAGGAAGAAAACGAUAGGGGCAAAUUUUCUAACGUCGACGUCCAGCGUAGCAUCGACGAUCGUAUCAGCGUUUCUUCGAAAAUGUCGGCCGAAUCGAUGGAAAAUAAAAAUAGUACCGAAGAAUGCGAAGCAAAAUUUGCAAGUUCCAGCCAAGAAGAGGAUCAAGAACGAAAUAGUAUGGACGAUAAGGACGAUGCACGAUCGAAAGAUCUCUCUAAAGAAACUGCAAGGAAAAGAAGAGAAGAGGAAAGCGAAACGUUCGAUGAUCGUUCGAGUGAUUUUUCUUUGUCGUUUGAACAAGUUGGAGCUGGACCAAAAGUACCUGAAUUAAAUCUGGAUUCGUUACAAGACAUAACGAUAUCGUCGACGAUUGAAAAGGGCGAUUCGAAAAAUCUUAAUAAUCAGUCGGAAGAAGAAAAUGAUAAUGUUACUUCUUGCGAAGGUGAAAACGUUUCAUUAUCCUCCUACGAUACUUUAGCUUCUGAAGAAAAAGUAGACACCGGUGAAGCUUUGUCCUCGGAAAACGAUCGACUAAAAGUUUUUAUCGAGCCGGCAGGUCAACAAACUAAAAUUGAAAGCGAGACCGAAAGGUAUUCAAAGGAAGAGCUUCGAGGUAACGAAUGUACUAAUAACACGAGUUGCUCGCUUGUUCGUAACAAAGAUGAAAAACAGUCUCUUCGCGUGGAAGAAGAAAUUGCACGGGAAUUAAUACAGAAUUUCAUUAUCGAUAAUACAGAGGUAGCUGAAAAAGACGCCGAAACGAUUCCUUUCGAAGUGGACGAUUUGAUGGCCUCGUCAUCUUCUAAACAUCAGACGAAUGACACGAAUCAAACCGACGACUUUAUCAUUAAAUUUCAUCCAUCUAUAGAAGAAUUAACACCUGAAGCAAUAAUCGAAAAAUCUUCUCGUCGAGAAAAGGACGACGAUGACGAUAAUCAAGCAGGCGAUGAGAACGAAGAAGACGAAAGUAGAAGCGGAGGAAGUGGAGAAACAGCAAGAGAAGACGACGGAGGAAAAGAAGAUCAAGUAGAAACGGCAUCUUUGGAAAAUCAAGGAAACAGGGGCAAACCAAUCGCCAAUUUGUGGCACACCGGAGAAUUCCACGAUUCCUUACCAUUACCUUUCGUUGAAAUUUCAAAAAGUCCUUCCGCCAUGAACGUUUACGAUUUAAAAUCUGUAAACCGUGAAAAAACGGAUGAUCGCUUUACUUCUCCAACUGAUCUGUAUGCAGAAGAUCGAGGAUGUAAAGGAAUCGGUCGCAACAUACCUUUUUUCGGUUAUAAGCUUUCUCCGACCACUGCCCCUCGUGGUAUUGAUAUCUUCGAAAAUUUGAGUUUAUUUAUUAACGAAUCGAAUUGGAGUAAAUUAUCUUUAAACGCUUCGUCUCCUAUCAUUAUUCACAGCAAACGCGUGUUGGAGCAAGUUCGUACAACGGACAAAGACAAGAGUGAUCCACUCGUCGAAACGAGUUCAAAUUCUGAUGCUGACGAUCUUCGUGAGCCAUUAGCGCUCGAUAAUACACCACGACCUAUCGUUAUAGAGGAAAUUUCAGAUAUCGACGAAAGAGAAGAGCAAACGUUAUCGCUCUACGAAGCAGAUACGAAGUUAGCGAAAGAAAUAAGUCCGUUUUCUUCCGAACAAUACAACGACUCCAAUAACGUUGAAGAUAAAAAUAAAGGAACACAUGGUACGUCAUCGUCGACUCGUGAAACAACAAAUGGGCUUAUCGAAAGCGAUAAUUUGCUUCUAGAUGCAUAUACCGAUUCUACCAGCCAUCGAGAUAUCGAUCAGAUCGUAGGAAACGCGGAAGAAGAAAGAACAAAUAAAAAAUAAGAAUGAAUUACAUAUACAGAUAUACCGUAUCGAGAGAAAAUCAUAUUGUUAACUCGAUUUCGUGAAAACGAACAGUUUCGAUAUAAAAGAAUUUGAAAAGCACGAUAUUGCAAUCAUAACGUUAAUCCAGAAGUUUCAGUUUCUUGUUAUUAACGCGAUCCUUAAUCGAAACUAAAACAAUCAAAAGUAGACAAUUAGGUAUAAAUCAUUUCUACAGGUCCUUUUUCUGCGCACAUUAGUGUACCUUCACAUAGAUACACAACUCACAUGGAAACAGCAUAUUAAAUGAAUAAUGGACAAAAUACAGACAGCAAGGAGACAAAUGCAUUGGCUGACAAGUCGAAAAUCCGAAUUAAGCAUAGAAAAUAAAUGAGAAAUAUACAAAACGAUCAUAAAACCAAACUGGACGUACGGAAUACCACUAUGGGGAACAGCAGCAAUGGGCCAUAUAAGCAAAAUAGAGACAAUGCAAGCUAAAAUUCUUAGAACGAUAGUAAACGUCCCAUGGUACGUUAGAGACGAGGACAUUCGGAAAGACCUGGGAGUACCAACGGUCAAGGAGGAGAUUAGCAGAUGCGCAAGAAGGUACAGAGAAAGAAUAGCAACGCACCCGAACCGGCUGACAGCGGAAACGAUCAACGCAUAAAGCAUAGAAAGAAAACUAAAAAGGAAACACCCAACAGAUCUCACAAAGGAUAUAACCUAACAAACACGAAGAUGGUACCCCGCUGGGGUAGCCAUCCACAUGAUAAUCAAACAGCUAAAAAAUUCUACCAAAUGUCCAAAUUGGACAAAUUGUGAAUGUGAAAUAUUAAAUAAAAAAAAAAAAAUUAGUGUACCUAUUUGCUACAAAAGAGAGAGAGAGAGAGAGAGAGAGAAGAAGAAACGUACACUAUACGCUAUACUACUAUACGUACGUCGUAUACUGUAUGCUGUUUAAGUCGAGACUCAGGAGUCAAUUAAUGUAAAACAAGGCACAUGCGCAAAUACGAGUUCGCUAAAAGAGCGUGGGACUCUGCGACAAUUCGCUACAUGCUUAUAGUCCUGAUCGGGAAUUUGCGUCUGAACGAUUUCGUUCUAUUUCAAAAGAGACGUUGCUGUAUGUUGCCACGUACUAUGUCUUACACCAAAAAUCUGUUCGAUGCGAAUUUCGACUAAGUUAAUAUACAUAUCGUACCACAGGAAACAUAUAUUAAAAUUGUGCACGCGGAUCUUCUAAAGAUAACUACCAAAGAAUAGGAUAGAACGGAUAGACGUGUAUAUCGAUUGGUGGAUUAAAAAGAAGAGGAUGUGACGGAAGACUGCAACUGAAAUCGAAGCGGAUUGAAAGUUUGUUAAAAUAAUACGAAAAACAUAUCGGUUACGUUCUUGUAUUUUCUUAACCUUUACACUCCUUCUAUCUUCGUGGUUCCUCGUAUUUCUUUUGUGAAAAGCAAAAACAUCGCUUUUACAGUUUUAUUUCGUCACAUAUUCCUGCUCUUUCUUAGAGGAAAUUCCUGUACAGGAAUUAUAAUAAUAAUAAUAAUAAAUAAUACUUGAAAUUA
Messenger RNA from Bombus huntii, 6217 nucleotides. RefSeq lists its product as uncharacterized. The record is from RefSeq and is a predicted model, not a curated record. The transcript is spliced from 4 exons. Lineage: Eukaryota; Metazoa; Arthropoda; Insecta; Hymenoptera; Apidae. Bases 312 to 4673 code for a protein of 1453 amino acids.